Messenger RNA from Epinephelus lanceolatus (giant grouper), 2484 nucleotides. The record is from RefSeq and is a predicted model, not a curated record. NCBI's taxonomy places the organism in Eukaryota, Metazoa, Chordata, Actinopteri, Perciformes, Serranidae.
UAAAUGCUACUAUUUGUCAGCACGUAGUAUAAUAGCGUUACGUGUCAGACUCGACAAGUAGGGAGUGAGGAGGAGAGUUCGUAACGUUAUAUCAUCUUCAGGUAGAGCAAUUACUGUAAAACACUUGCGAAAAUUUUAGUCUUAUGUCAAAGGCAUAACAGGCAUAACAUCCUCCUCUCCUCCUCUUCCCUCUCCGUGGCUGAGGCACGUCGCCUGGCCCUUCCUGCAAACUCUUCCUCUCCCUCGUCUUCCUCCUCUCCCUCUUCUCCUCUUCCUACUCUCCCUGUCUCCUGUGGAAAAUCACUGCAAACGCAUAUUAUAAUAUGUAACGUUAAGGGUUAUCCUACCAACCUAACGAUUAUUUGCUGCACUGUGCCAUGACUUUAUUUAGCAUUCACGUUACUGCGCUAAUGUUUGCUCGUGUUACCAAAAUAAGUAGGAAUAAAAUACUCCUAACCUCUCACUGUUAACCUAUAACAUAUUGUAAUAUGGUUUAGAUCUUCACCUCAUUGCACGUUGCUUCGGAUAUGUUACCGGCAGAGACGCUGCUGUCUGUCGUGGACGACGCCAUUUUUACAAAGUGUUUUGGUCCUCGGACGCCACCGUAACUUCGCCGACGGGAGGGGUGAGCACAGGCGAGCGAGUGAGCGCUGCAAUCUAGAAUCUAAACGCUACAUGUCACUGUUUUCAACCCAUUUUACACACUGACCCUUUAACAUACAUUUAACAUUGUGUUGUCAUCACGUGACCAAAGUUUGUGCGAAUGUGUGUUAGGAAAAUGGGAAAGCCUGUUAUUUUGUAUUCUCCAGUAGUGGAAAUAGACGAGUUUUUAUUUUUAUUUAUUCAUUUAUUUAUUUACUUUAACUUAUCACUAUGAAGUAAAUGUUGUAAAUAUUGGCUACAGAACGCAAGUCUGUCUGUCACCGGAUACGAACUGAUCUCCUGGGAAAAUAAAAGCUCGCACAAGUGCUUCAACCAUUGCACAACCCAAAGCAGGAAGAGGCUUUUGUUUUCCCGCGAGCCAACUUCUGACCCGCCCCAUUCUGCCUCCGAUUGGCUGGUUGUCGUUGCCUUCGUUGGUUUGAUUGGUUCGGUUUGGGCAAGAGGAGUGAGAUUGGUUGUGGGUUUUAGGUUGAGAACAUCAAGAUAGACCAUUCAGAGGGAGAAAGGCAGAGUAGGGCGGGUCGUGUUUCUACCAUCCCAGGAAAAUAACAUGCUCCCAGCUAGCUAUCAUUAGCUUCCCCCAAAGUUCUUAGCAGUUACUGUUAUAGACAUACAAAAAUGGCGGACGAUGGAACGACCGAAGUAACUGUGAAAACUGCACCCCGCAGAAGAAAAAGAGCCCCGAUGACGGAGGAGGCAAAACAGGCGAAGAGGGAGGGUGAUAAAAACAGAGGUAGAACCAGAGUGAACCUCGGACUGGCAUUCAACCGGUGGAGAGAGCUCCGCAACUUGAGAGGAUUCAAAAGCGAUAUUCAUCUGGCUUUCUUCCUGUUGGAUCAUUAUGCCAAGUAUAGCAUGAUGAUGGCUUCUGCUGGAACAUGUAGACAAAAGCCAGCGGCACCAUCAAGACCUGGACGUGUAGCAGCUGCAAGUUUUGUGGAGAUGGAGGUCACCAUUGAGGAAGAGGUGGAGGAGGAAAGCAACAGUGUGAAGAACAGACUAUCUGACUUGGAGAGUGAUAUGGAAAGCACCACAGAAUCAACUGAGCUGAGUGCUCCAGGAGCUGAUAACAGCUGUGACGGAGACGUCUACGUACCAGUAAUGCCUCAGAGUCACAAAACAUCUGAACUUAAACUGGAGUGUGAAGAAGAGGAGCUGGAGCCAUGGCAGAAACACACUUUACAUGUUCGCUUGAAAGAAGAGCAUGAUGUUGGAGAGUUGAGUGAUGACAAAACAGAUUGUAAACCAAAUUCUUCGUCUCUUCAGAGCUGGGCAGCUGGUCAGCACACUGUGACACCUGAGGCCUGUGGCGCUAGCCACACUUCUGAGGGACAUCAAAUCAGCAACAACCCCAUGUCCUUAUCCAGUGUCCAGAGUCCUGAAGUAUAUGCAGCAUCAUCUGACAAACUGCAGUCAGACCAGUCCAACUCACAGACCUUCUCUGUACCUUUUCCUCCACCGUGCCUUACUGCGAUUAAACUUGAACCAACUGAAACAUGAAACAUAAAAUAAUAACCUGAAACAAAAGGGGAAGUUCACAAGUUACAGUUACACACAAUUUGUUGUCGAACAUAAAUGUGUCAUAUCUGAUGCACAAAUUGAUAAAUUGCAGAUUAUUUGCACAUCUAAGUGUUGUCUCCUCCGACAUGAUGACAGUCUGGGGAACCCUGUUCACAACACCUGUUACCUCAAUUACCAAGUCCACAUAAAACGAAUCCAUUUAUUGAAAACUUUGGUACCAGCCUUUUGGUUAAAUGCUACCUCAUAUGUACAGGUUUGUAAUACAGUGUAUAGCGAAAUAAAUUCUUUAAUUAAAACUCA